UAAAAAGGCGCUGAAAUGAUAUCUACUAGAGUCUACACGGUUCUCAUGUUGACUAUUUUACGUGCACGCAUCCGCCCUUCAACUCACUCUCAUCAGACAACUUCUUCCAGCUGCUCAAAUAAACUGUCAGUCAUGUCAGCUGCCACAGCAGCCUCAUCUGCUAAAACGCCAAAAAGAAGGUCCAAGGCCAAGAAGUCAGGACUCAGUGUGUCUGAUUUGAUCCUCAAGGUCUUGUCAUCUUCAGAGGAGCGUGGUGGCGUCUCUCUGGUCGCUCUGAAGAAAGCGCUGGCUGCCAGUGGUUAUGAUGUGGUAAGAAACAACUCGCGCAUUAAGCUGGCAGUUAAGCGACUGGUGGCCAAUGGUCGCCUGAUGCAGACCAAAGGCACCGGAGCAUCUGGAUCAUUUAAGAUCGGCUCGAAAGCUGUUACAAAGCCAAAGAAGGCAACGGCGAAGAGGGCAAAGAGAAAGAUGGCCAAGAAACCUGCCGGGGCAAAGAAAUCCCCUAAGAGAAGGAGAAAUGUAGGAAGUCCUGAAAAGGCCAGCGAGACACCUGCGGUCAAGAAGACCACAAGACCCAAGAGAGCCAAACGAAGAGCUUCCAAAUCAAGCAAAGCAAAAACUGUCUAGAAAUAAUUAGGCUACCAUGAUGAUGGCUAUUGUUCUUACUUUAUAGCUAAGGGAUAUUGCAUUCUUUGUAAAACAAAUAAAACAAUUCUUAAUUAAUCAAACAAUGAUAGGCUAUUGGAGUUUUGAUGAUGAUGAAAAUAAAAAUAACAAUAAUUACCUA
This is a messenger RNA of Pimephales promelas (fathead minnow), 787 nucleotides long. Its product is annotated as histone H1. Gene Ontology annotation, cellular component: nucleosome. The record is from RefSeq and is a predicted model, not a curated record. Gene Ontology annotation, molecular function: DNA binding; structural constituent of chromatin. Gene Ontology annotation, biological process: nucleosome assembly. Lineage: Eukaryota; Metazoa; Chordata; Actinopteri; Cypriniformes; Leuciscidae.